AGCUGAAGAAGUAAAGCGACCGAUUUCCUAGAAAGCAUCAGUCAACGGCGAGGAAGAUAACUUUCGGCGUUAGUUAAAGUAUCAACCAAGUAGGAGGAAAUCUAGAGCCUUCUCUUAUUAAUUGCAUAGCUCCAUACUCAAUUUUGGAUAAUUCCUCGAAGAAUCCGAAUCCAAUUGCGCCGGAGAAGAUGAAGAUCACCGUCAUGACCACCGACGAGCAAAUCGUCACGCUAGAAGUCGAUCGCGACGAAUCGGUUGAGAACUUGAAAGCUCUGCUUGAAGUUGAGACUCGGGUGCCGCUGCAGCAACAGCAAUUGCUGCUUAACGGGAAUGAGAUGGGGAAUUCUCAGAAAUUGAGUGCUCUGGGUGUUGCUGAUGGAGAUUUGGUUAUGAUGGUUCCGAACGCCGCGUCCUCUGGUUCCAGAGCUGGAGCACCUUCAAGCGAAGCUGCGGGCUUCAGUCCUGAUGGUUCAGCUGUAAAUCCCUCAGCUUUCCAACAGCAAGUGCGCAGUGAUUCGAAUUUGAUGGCACAACUGUUUCAGAGGGAUCCGGAGUUAGCACAAGCCAUACUUGGAAAUGAUCUCAACAGGUUACAAGACAUUUUGCGCGCACGUAAUCGCCAGAAAUCUGAAUUAAGGCGUCAACAAGAAGAGGAAAUGGCUUUACUUUAUGCAGAUCCAUUUGAUGUGGAGGCACAAAAGAAAAUAGAAGCCUCUAUUCGCCAGAAAGGCAUUGAUGAAAACUGGGCUGCAGCCUUGGAAUACAACCCUGAGGCAUUUGCAAGAGUGGUCAUGUUGUAUGUUGACAUGGAAGUUAAUGGUGUUCCGAUGAAGGCUUUUGUUGACAGUGGAGCUCAGUCAACAAUUAUAUCUAAAAGCUGUGCUGAACGUUUGGGAUUGUUGAGGCUUUUGGAUACACGCUACAAGGGUAUUGCCCAUGGAGUUGGGCAGUCUGAGAUUUUGGGUCGGAUACAUGUUGCUCCUAUCAAGAUUGGAAGUAUAUUCUAUCCGUGUUCCUUUAUGGUGUUGGAUGCACCCAACAUGGAAUUUCUCUUUGGCCUGGAUAUGCUCCGCAAGCACCAAUGCAUUAUUGAUCUAAAGGAGAAUGUACUGAGAGUUGGUGGAGGAGAGGUUUCUGUACCUUUCCUAGCAGAGAAGGACAUUCCAUCACAGUUUCUGGAUGAAGAGAGGUAUGCAAAGGAUGCUUCGAGCUCAGGAGCACAAGCAACAUCAGCAACUAGAGAGAACGUCAGUUCACCAAGUGGACCUUCUGGAAGUCUCAGCAACAAUGCUUCCCAGGGAGCUGAGUUUGAAGCUAAAGUUGUGAAGCUAGUCGAACUUGGGUUUGGAAGAGAACAGGUGGUUCAGGCUCUGAAGCUUUUUAAUGGCAACGAAGAACAAGCUGCCGGAUUUCUUUUCGGGUGAAGGGGAUGCCCCCUGCAACUGCAAAGAAAAUUCUUGCUUUUUUUCUGAGUUGGAAUAUUUAUAGAAACAUUGGAUUUUAAGGAACGGAUUGCUUCAUUCCAAACGGAAUUAGCAAGUACUUGAUGAUGUCUUCGUUUAAUGCUCUAUACUUAUGAAUUCUUUAAUUAUUUCGACAAAGUAGAUACUUUUAUUUUGGAUAA
Molecule: messenger RNA, 1624 nt
Organism: Salvia hispanica
Lineage: Eukaryota; Viridiplantae; Streptophyta; Magnoliopsida; Lamiales; Lamiaceae
Gene: DDI1
Product: ubiquitin family protein
Biological process (GO): proteolysis
Molecular function (GO): protein binding; aspartic-type endopeptidase activity
Source: RefSeq, a predicted model, not a curated record